GAUGACGACUCGACCAGCGAAGUGGACCGCCUUUCCUUCCCGCACCGGCCUGCACAAAAGUCCUUCACUCUUCCAGCGUCACUCCUCCGCCUUCACAGAUCUGCACAAAAAAUUGGCUGCUUUUCACGGCAGACGAACAGCGACGAGAUUGAGAGAGAAAGAGAGAUGGUUAACUAUGGUGGAGAGGCGGAGAUGCACAGAUCUGAUGAGGAUCUGAUCUAUGGCGGCGAGCAAGAUGCGGUCGUUCCGGCGAGUGAGACGAGGAAGGUAGCAGGAGAGUGAGAGGGCGAGAGAGACAACGAGGGGAGAAGGAGACGCAGAGGGCGAGAGAGACGACGAGGGAAGAAGGAUAGAAACAUUUUUCCGGAAACAAAAUUCCGAUUUCCACGUUAACGGUAAUGCCCCACCUCUCUUUUCUGAGUCUCCGAGUGCUCCGCCCCACCUCUCUUUUUUGAGUCUCCGAGAGCUCCGCCCCCACCUCUCUUUUUUGGCGCUCCGUGUUAUCAAUCGCCACAUUCACAAGCUGUCUUCCACUCCCGACGGAGUGAGAAGACGCACCGGGCGACCGUCGGGCAGGCGAAGUUCCGUUCCUCCCCACCCACUUUCUCCGGUGAUGGUCGAAUUCUGGAGGGCAUUGGCCUUCUCCUAGGCCCCCAUAAAAAAAAGACGCUCACCCUUCUUCCCAUCUCUCUCCCCUUCAUAAAAGGACGAGUCCUGCCCUGUUGGGAAUAGAGAAGCCGGUCGAUCGUGGCCUUGGGAUGACGCAGCUGGCGCGCCGGCCGACCGACCGGCGGCAGCCGUUGUUAAAGAAAGAGCCGCCGAUGUGCGCUCAUUUCGCGGAGGUUGCCGGCGGAACCACCGCCGAGUGCGCGGCCGUCUGCUGCUGCUGCCCAUGUGGUCUCGUCAACCUUUUGGUACUCACCGUGGUUAGGCUGCCGGCUGGUUUGUGUAGGAAGGCCCUCAAGAAGAAGAAAAAACGGCGUGUAGCUGGCAAGAAGAAGAUGGCGCUCCUGCAUGAGCGAAAGCGAGAGGAUACGAGGCUCUCGCAGGUCCACCCCGCGCCGCCCGACUCCGCCGCCGCUCCGGGCGCGUGUCUCGACCAAUUGCCGAAGGCGGACACGUGUCUCGACCAAUUGCCAAAGGCGGAGGCGUUUCUCGACGAAUUGCCGAAGACGGAGGCGUCUCCGAUAGACGAUGAGGAGUGGGUUAAGCUCUAUACGGGCUUCUGGAGGAACCCCUCCGAGAGAGAGUGAUCAUCUUUCCCUCUUUCCAUUUCAAAGUUUUCAUCCAUUUCCCUCACUAUUUUGUGAUGGUGGUUGUGGUGAAAAUCGCUUCCCUCCUCCGUCUGCAUCUUUGUUCAUUCUCUUCCCGCAGAAGACGAAAAUGGAACGACCAAAACUGAAAGCUGAUGACUGUUGAUUGAUUAUUCACAAGGUUUAAAUCUUCCUUCUUGUCCCGUUUAACAAUGAGUAUCAAGCAACAAUAAAUUUCAUCUUCAAUUAUAUUAUAAAUAAUCAUCACCAUUGUGAAUAAUCAA
This is a messenger RNA of Nymphaea colorata (pocket water lily), 1537 nucleotides long. RefSeq lists its product as uncharacterized. The transcript has a single exon. Bases 759 to 1253 code for a protein of 164 amino acids. The record is from RefSeq and is a predicted model, not a curated record. Lineage: Eukaryota; Viridiplantae; Streptophyta; Magnoliopsida; Nymphaeales; Nymphaeaceae.